AUGUACGCCGCUCAGAAUAUAACGCCAACAGUUUUGGAUGCCAUGAAUGGAAAUGUUUCCGAAUGGUAUAACGAAUGCGACAAUGCCAUUAGAAGGUCAGAAAUAGUUCCUGGAACUUACGAAUAUACAACUGCUGUUUCUUAUGGAAACGUAGGUGAGUUUGGAGAAGGUUCUUCAACAACAGUAGAUAUUGCUUGCGACAGGUUUCAUAUUAUUUCUAUUGACAACUCAUUCUUAUACGUGGAACAAGACAUUGAAAUAAAACCUUCUGCCAAGUUGUCUGACAAGAAAGGUUGCAAUGGAAUUUUCUAUGUCGGAUACCAAUAUGCUCCAGAAGUUUUCAUGGGAUAUAAGAUAUAUUCUAACUCUGACUUAGUUCAAACAGUAACAUGGGCAAACUAUGAAUGGUUCGCUUUGAGAAACUCAGUACAACCACAAGCUAGAGAACAAACAGACCAGUAUGCAACUAUUGAGAAAAUAAGAAGACUUGACCCUAACGUUCCAGGAGUUUAUGUUAACCUUUCUGGUUCAGAUGGAAAUGCAGUAACCAAAGUAAAACUGAAACUUAGAGUUCCUUUGUCAUCUUUCCUCAUCUUCAGGUUUUUAAGAUACUUGCCAAACUGGGCAGGAAAAAUUUCUAUCGAACUUACUCCAAGCAAAAAUAACUUAGUCAUUGCACCAACACAAGACCCAUUCACUAUUACAGACGUAAAGGGAACAAAUCAAACGUCAUUCGCCGAAUUUUGCAAAGACAAAGUUGACUUAGACUUUGGUUUCUCAAACCUCAACACUGAAGUAAACUAUUAUUUCAAUGCUGCUGGAACUGCUUGGGACCCAGUUAAGUUCACAUGCGAAAAAUUUGAAUGCAAGAGAAUAGAAAGCAGACUUGCAGUCUAUAUGUUGGACCCAGAUAUUUCAAAUGCUUUAGCUGCCAAAUAUAUUGCAGUUCCACUUAUGUUCCCUAUACACCAAAUAUCUGUCAAAGACUUUGCAGGUGAAGUUGGAAACCAAAGUGCUGACCCAG
Trichomonas vaginalis G3 is the source of this 1024-nucleotide messenger RNA. Its product is annotated as protein of unknown function, DUF4106 family. The record is from RefSeq and is a predicted model, not a curated record. The transcript has a single exon. The annotation marks the transcript as partial. NCBI's taxonomy places the organism in Eukaryota, Parabasalia, Trichomonadida, Trichomonadidae.